This is a messenger RNA of Daphnia carinata, 1576 nucleotides long. RefSeq names its product 2-amino-3-ketobutyrate coenzyme A ligase, mitochondrial-like (gene Gcat). Lineage: Eukaryota; Metazoa; Arthropoda; Branchiopoda; Diplostraca; Daphniidae. The coding region runs from base 88 to 1383 and encodes 431 amino acids. The transcript has 9 exons. Gene Ontology annotation, molecular function: glycine C-acetyltransferase activity; pyridoxal phosphate binding. Gene Ontology annotation, biological process: L-threonine catabolic process; biosynthetic process. The record is from RefSeq and is a predicted model, not a curated record.
AGAACCCGAAAAUAGAUUUUGGGGUUUUUGGAACGCUGCCUCCUGCUUUGUCGCAGGUCAGUCGUUUAUACUGUUUAGUCACGCAACAUGUUCUAUACAGGAGCUGGUCGUUCAGGAUGUCGAUGGCUUUUAGUGCAAAAGGAUUUCGUGCAGGGAGCGUGUCAUUUAGGUAGACGAUCCAACAGCAAUGCUCUAGCAGCCGCCCGUCAGCUGUUGGAUAACGAAUUGGAAUCGAUUCGCCAAGCUGGAACUUUUAAGCACGAACGAGUCAUUACCUCUAAGCAAGCUGUCAGUGUUCAAGUUCAAGGCCAGCUACAACCACUGCUGAAUUUUUGCGCAAAUAAUUACCUGGGUCUUUCGAGUCAUCCGGAUGUUAUUCAAGCAGGCAGAGAAGCUCUCGACAGGUACGGUGCCGGCUUGAGUAGCGUGCGUUUCAUCUGCGGAACUCAAGACAUCCAUAAGACUUUGGAGAAGAAAAUUGCCGAAUUCCACGGCCGAGAAGACGCCAUUCUUUACCCGAGCUGUUUCGACGCCAAUGCUGGACUCUUCGAAGUCCUACUGACUCCCGACGACGCUGUCAUUUCGGACGAACUUAAUCAUGCGUCCAUCAUUGAUGGUAUCCGGCUCUGCAAGGCUAAAAAGUUCCGUUACAAGCACAAGGACAUGGCUGAUCUCGAAGAGAAAUUGAAAGAGAGUCAAAACGCACGAAUGCGCUUAAUUGUGACGGAUGGUGUCUUCAGCAUGGAUGGUAACGUCGCUCCAUUGAAAGAAAUCGGCCAACUUGCUGACCAAUACAAAUCAAUGAUCUUUAUCGACGAGUGUCAUGCCACGGGCUUUUUUGGAGCUACUGGCAGGGGAACAGAAGAAUAUUUUGGUCUCACCAACCGAGUUGACAUCAUCAACUCAACCCUGGGUAAAGCUUUGGGUGGUGCGGCGGGAGGCUACACGACCGGCCCCAAAGAAUUGAUUCACCUACUACGCCAACGAGCGCGCCCAUACCUUUUCUCCAAUUCACUUCCGCCUCCUGUCGUGGCCGUUGCCCAAAAGGCCCUGGAAUUGGUUAUGGGAGGGUCGGGUCUAUCGCAAAAAGUGGCAGCUAAUACGGCACGUUUCCGUCAUGGAAUUACAUCAGCCGGAUUUCAAAUUCUUGGCGAAAAUCAUCCCAUUUGCCCCGUAUUCCUAGGAGAUGCUAAACUGGCUGCUACCAUGGCCGAAAAAAUGUUAGGUAGAGGCAUCUACGUGAUUGGAUUUAGCUACCCUGUCGUGCCUAAAGGAAAAGCACGAAUUCGCGUGCAAAUCUCUGCGGCUCAUUCGUUUGACGACAUCGACCGGACCAUCGAGGCCUUCAUCGCAGUUGGCCGUGAGCUGAACGUCAUCCACUAGAGAGCGAAGCAAAAAGAAAAAUGUUAAUGAUCAAGAAAAACCUUUACACGGCAAACAAAAAGCACGAAGUUUAUCCAUCUACCAAUGGCGAAACUUUAAAAACAAAAAUGAAACUGUAUUUUGAGCGCGACAAAAAAGACAAAGCUAUUAUUUGAAAAAGACUAGUUAAUAUAAAGGUCUGUCAACUUGGCAA